ACACGUGUGUUUUGCAACAAGAUGGCGAAAAGCAUUCGGUCUAAAAGGAAAAGAAAACUUCGAGCUCAGAGAAGAGAACAGUUAAAACCAAGGGUAAAAGCGCAGCUUGAGAAGACACUUGGGCUAAGUGACAAGGAGAUGCUCGUUGACAUACAAAAAGACGAAGAGAACAAAAGUGAAGUAGAAACAUUUGAUAAGGAAGACUCAAUGAUCAUGAAUAACGCAGCUGCAGAACAGGGUACUGAGGAUGUUGUGAUGACAACAGAAGAUGGACCUCAGAAAAAGCUCACAAAGAAAGCCCUCAAGAGAAUCAACAAGACAAAUAAUUUGAAAAGGCUUGGCAACAAGAAAAGAAAAAAUAAAAAGAUUUUGAAGUGGUGACUAGAAAAGGGCAGUUUAAAGCUAUCUUUCUCAAUAGGUCAUUUUACAGUUGUAAUUAGUUGCUCAGCCUUUGAAGGGGGGUGAGGCUGAAGGUGUCCUUGUUGUGAAAAGCAGCAAUGUUUGCAUUUUGUUAACACUUAAUUAGCAUUUAUUGAUUUAUCCAUUGGAUAGCAUUUUCUGCCCUUUGAAAAGCUAGGCCAAUGACUCUGGAUUGAGAGGUUUACAUCCGAGCCCUGACCAAGGGCAAGGAAACUUGAUAAAACUGCUGGGGACCGUCUGACUGUGAUGUGAACUACAAUCCACUGAGGAGAAAAUGCCAGCCUCUUAGUCACUUACUACCACAAAAACCAGUAUCCACAGUUAUGAGCCACUAUACUUUAUGACUUGAUCUUUAUUCUUAUAUCAUGACAUACUUUGUUCAAGAGAAUAUUGAGAUCUUGAUCACUCUCAGUGAUUAUCUGAGACUGCUGAGUGUCUUGGUAGCACUGCUGAAUCAUCUCUUUGGAGCUAUCUUAUUUCAGUUCUUCAAGUGUAUUUAUCAGCAUAAAUCUGGAAAAUAUGAUGUACAGCCUCCGAAACCACAGCAACUGACUUUUGUGAGCAUACAUGGCCUUCUGUUGACAGAAACAUUUAUUCCAAAAUAAACAACAAGUUAUACAAAAUAUGAGU
This is a messenger RNA of Pocillopora verrucosa, 1050 nucleotides long. RefSeq names its product protein LLP homolog. NCBI's taxonomy places the organism in Eukaryota, Metazoa, Cnidaria, Anthozoa, Scleractinia, Pocilloporidae. The record is from RefSeq and is a predicted model, not a curated record.